This is a messenger RNA of Fusarium fujikuroi IMI 58289, 597 nucleotides long. Its product is annotated as phospholipid-translocating ATPase RSB1-like protein. The transcript has 3 exons. The record is from RefSeq and is a predicted model, not a curated record. Gene Ontology annotation, cellular component: fungal-type vacuole; plasma membrane. Bases 1 to 597 code for a protein of 198 amino acids. Lineage: Eukaryota; Fungi; Ascomycota; Sordariomycetes; Hypocreales; Nectriaceae.
AUGUCAGCAGAACAAGACUUACGCAAGGGCUGCCACGCUUACAUAGCGGGCACCCAUACUUCAUAUGGCUACGUUCCAUCCACUGCUGCAGGAAUUGUCUUUUGUAUCUUGUUCGGCCUCUCUACCAUUGUACACCUAAUUCAACUUGGUCGGUCUAGAAUCUGGUGGUGCAGCGUCUUUGUCAUUGGUGGACUGGUCGAAAUCAUCGGCUGGGCGGGCCGAGCUUGGUCCUCUCAAUGCCCUUAUAACUCGACUGCGUUCCUUAUGCAGAUCUCGACACUGAUCAUAGCCCCCGUCUUCUUCACUGCUGGUGUCUAUAUCAUCCUUGGCCGCUUGAUUCAAGUCUUCGGCCGCGACUGCUCCAUCCUUCGACCGAGUCUAUAUCUUUGGAUAUUUUGUACUUGCGACACGAUUUCCCUCGUUGUCCAGGCAAUCGGUGGCGGUAUGGCCUCAGUGGAAGUGAACAAAGUCAACGGCAACACAGAUCCAGGCACAAACACCAUGGUGGCGGGAAUAGUCUUUCAAUUGGCUUCCAUGAGCGUUUUUGUGCUCUUGCAAUCGACUUUCUGGUUCGGUCCACUAGACGAGGCAUGUUGA